AUGCUGUACCAUGCUUUACUAUUAGUAUCAACAUUAACUGUGUUUUUUAGCUUCUUCCUUGUAUACAAAGUAACAGUUCUAGAAGAUGACAUCAGCAAACUCAGAGGAGAUAUUUCAAACCUAAAGCCACAUUCUAACGAAUCCACAGAUGGAAUGAGAACGGGUAUGUCCAGAACAUGGGAGAGAUCAAAGCAAGCAACUUCCCUAAAUUCACAGAGACAGACAGAGAAAGACUCUCAGACUCUGUGUUCGUCAACAGCAUCCUCUCAGACUCUGGGUUCACCAACUGCGUCCUCUCUGAGAAUGAAACAGGAGCCGGCAGGCUGCAGUGGAGGUACAGUAGUCGUACAGCAGUCGUUUCUGCAGCUGUCAGCCAACACAAAGAAACAGCCAUUUGUCAGAGGAAAUGUGACGGUGAUUCCUUGGACAGUUGCCUUGCAUCAAGGGGAGGCCAUCUCUUCCACUGGAGACAGAAUCAUCAUCCAACAAGAAGGCCUCUUCAUAGUGUUUGGUCAGGUGUUGUUCCAGAGUCCAGGCACCAUCAUGGGUCACAUAGUGCGUAGUCGAGGAACCGGUCAGAGAUCCACAGAGCUGCUCCGCUGUCUACAGGAGAUGCCCCAGACCAACUGUGCCAAUACCUGCUACACUGGAGGCAUGGUGAAGCUGGAGAGAGAAGACGAGCUGGAGCUGGUGAUCCCAGAUCGACCCCAAGCCCAGGUCUCCAUGGACGCAGACUCAACCUUCUUUGGCAUCAUACGGCUGAACUGACUACCAGGAGACAGAAGUCACCAGCAGGAGGUGUGGGACUUGAUGCCAUGAGCAGGACUAUGCUUUUU
This is a messenger RNA of Salvelinus namaycush (lake trout), 836 nucleotides long. RefSeq names its product tumor necrosis factor ligand superfamily member 13B-like. Gene Ontology annotation, molecular function: tumor necrosis factor receptor binding; receptor ligand activity. NCBI's taxonomy places the organism in Eukaryota, Metazoa, Chordata, Actinopteri, Salmoniformes, Salmonidae. The record is from RefSeq and is a predicted model, not a curated record. The transcript has 6 exons. Bases 1 to 768 code for a protein of 255 amino acids. Gene Ontology annotation, cellular component: membrane. Gene Ontology annotation, biological process: immune response.